UACAGUAGAACCUCGAUUAUCCGUUCUCCUAUUAUCCGUUUUACUCUGUAAUCCGUGCUCGUCGACAUUUUCACUGAUCCGUUCCCACGAGCAGACAUCCACUCGAUUAUCCGGCAUUCAAUUCAUUACGCAUGCGCCAUAGUAAUAAUCGGGCGUCGGGGGAAGUACAUCAACGUAACGUGUGCUUCUGUCGGCAGGAAACAUUAUGAAUAUAUGUGUGCAAUAGUCAAGUCUAGAAUUCUGCUGUAGACAACGAUCUGAUACGAACAUGAAUUCAAAGAGGAAGAAGGUAGUUUUGACCAUUGAGGAAAAAUUACAACUGAUUGAAGAACGUGAAAAAGGCCAUAAUAUUCCAUUUUUGGCAAAUUCACACAACAUUGGAUUGCAGACAGUUCGUGAUAUCUUAAAACAGAAAGAUAAACUUCUGCAUUUCGCUUCGAGGUCCGAUUCCCUCAAGGGAACGAUGUCUCGUAAAACGACUAAAAAACCAAAUUUUGAGGAAUUGGAUAAUGCAGUGUAUGAAUGGUUCCAACAAAAGCGAGUGGAGGGCCAUCCAAUAUCAGGACCAUUACUAUUAGACAAGGCAAAAUGGUUCCACACGGAAAUGAAAAUUGAAAAACCUUUUCAAGCUUCACAAGGAUGGUUACUUCGAUUCAAAAAACGUCAUGGCAUACGACAACUCGAUAUUCAGGGUGAAAAAUUGAGUGCAGACAAUGGAGCAGCAGAAUUAUUCCUUGCCGAAUUUAAGCGUUUAAUAGAACGUUAUGAUUUAAGUUCGGAACAAGUUUAUAAUGCGGACGAGACCGGACUGUUUUGGAAAUCAUUACCAUCUAAAACACUUGCAAUGCAAAACGAAAAAUCUGCGCCUGGUCAUAAGUGUAGUAAGGAGAGGAUAACAUUAAUGCCUUGCUCCAAUGCCAGUGGAAACCACAAAUUACAGUUGUUAUGCAUUGGUAAAUCGAAAACUCCUAGAUCAUUCAAAGGAACAGAAAUGAAAAAUUUUCCUGUCAGAUACCAAAACCACCCUAAGGCAUGGAUGAAUCGAGAAAUAUUCAAAAAAUGGUUUUUUGAUGAUUUUGUUCCUUCGGUUAGAGCCCACUUAAGAUCUAAAAAUUUGCCGCAAAAGGCAAUGCUCCUAUUAGACAAUGCUCCAUCACAUCCAAAUGAAAAUGAGUUAGAAACUGAAGAUGGACAAAUUUUUGUACGUUAUCUUCCACCAAAUGUGACCUCAUUGUUGCAGCCAAUGGACCAGGGUGUAAUAGAGGCAUGCAAGCGACGUUUCAGGAAAAUAAUGUUACGGUUGCUAUUGGAAUCUGAUUGCAGUCUGAAAGAAUUCUGGAAAAAUUGGAAGAUAAAGGACGCUAUUUUCGCGGCAGCGGAAAGCUGGAAUGACAUUCCAACUGUGACUUUGCAAAGAUCUUGGUUCAAUUUGUGGCCUUCUUUAAAAGAUGACUUGAAUGAAAUUAUUGGAUCUGAAGAGAAUGCAAUAUUACCAGCGCAACUUUUGAAUGGCUUACAAAAUUUGGUAGAAUUCGAAAAUGUUUCAGUCGAUGAUGUUGAGGAAUGGCUAAAUUCGGAUUUGAAUGAACCUGGUUAUCAGAUACUGGAAGAUUCAGAAAUCGCAUCAAAUUUCUCCCAACCUAACCACUGUAUGGAUACAGACGAUGAAAGUGUUGAAGAAUUUUCCACGCAGGAAAACACUGUUUCUGCCGAAGACGCGUUGAGAUUCGCAAAUGGUCUGAUGCACUACUUAGAGCAGGAAAAUGAUACUGAUUAUAUUGAUGUCCUCCACUUGAGGAAAAUUCGGGCUCACAUUUGUCUCAAGAUGAAUAAUAAAAAAAGACAGACAAAAAUUACAGACUUUUUCAAAUAAUAUAUGCAAUAAUAUGCAAUGCAAUGAUUUGUUUUUCAUUUUAUAUUUUUAUAUGAUGUUAAGAUUCUAUUGAUUCUGUUGCUCAAUAAAUAAUAUUAUCCCAAAAAUUUUUUCAAUUUUCAUAGUUGUGAGUAUUUUGAGAAAUUUCGAUUGUCCGUGUUUUUCGAUUAUCCGGGAACCGUUUCCCCUCCAUUAGGCCGGAU
Molecule: messenger RNA, 2076 nt
Organism: Harmonia axyridis
Lineage: Eukaryota; Metazoa; Arthropoda; Insecta; Coleoptera; Coccinellidae
Product: jerky protein homolog-like
Exons: 1
Coding region: 269-1873 (534 amino acids)
Cellular component (GO): nucleus
Molecular function (GO): DNA binding
Source: RefSeq, a predicted model, not a curated record